AUGCUCUUCAUCGCCGCCUUUGUCGCGAACUUGUUCAACAUUCCAGCAACCACUCUUCACGCCCCAGACCGAUCGCCGAAACAAAACACUAUCGACGGUAUCUCUCACGAAACACGAGCCAUGUCGACUUCCAACUACGUCUCUACCGGCCAAGCGCGCUACCUACGAGCAUGCAUGGUCUGCUCUGUUGUCAUGACCUACGCCCGCUUCCGCGACGAAGGCUGCCCGAACUGCGAAGAGUUUCUGCAUCUUCAGCACUCGCAGGACCAGAUUGAGAGCUGCACCUCCCAAGUCUUCGAGGGAGUUAUCACCCUCGCGAACCCGGCCAAAUCAUGGAUCGCAAAGUACCAGCGCCUUGACAACUAUGUUCCUGGCAUGUACGCCAUCAAAGUGUCAGGUCAACUCCCCGACGAAAUUAGAUCGACGUUGGAAGACGAGUAUAGAAUACAGUACAUUCCACGUGACGGCACAGAGGCGGAGAACGAUGCUUAG
Molecule: messenger RNA, 492 nt
Organism: Fusarium subglutinans
Lineage: Eukaryota; Fungi; Ascomycota; Sordariomycetes; Hypocreales; Nectriaceae
Product: SPT4-transcription elongation
Exons: 4
Coding region: 1-492 (163 amino acids)
Biological process (GO): chromatin organization; regulation of transcription elongation by RNA polymerase II; positive regulation of DNA-templated transcription, elongation
Cellular component (GO): DSIF complex; nucleus
Molecular function (GO): RNA polymerase II complex binding; zinc ion binding
Source: RefSeq, a predicted model, not a curated record